AUGUCCACACUUGCAGCCACCCAGAUCUCCCUGCCCAACGGCAAGACCUACGCUCAGCCAACAGGUCUGUUUAUCAACAAUGAGUUUGUUGCUGGUAGCGACGCCAAGAUCGACACGAUCGAUCCUUACACCGGCAAGGUCAUCUGUGCCAUGGAGGCUGCCAGUGCCGCCGAUAUCGACGUGGCGGUAGCUGCGGCUGAGAAGGCCAAGAGGGGAUGGCGCGACACCCUCCCCGCCCAGCGUGCCGCUCUGCUCAACAAGAUGGCUGAUCUCAUUGAGCGUGACGCCGACAUCAUUGCCGCUAUUGACUCGACCGACAACGGCAAGGCCUUCACUAUGGCUAGGCAUGUCGACCUCGUCGGAGCUAUCAGCUGUUUCCGCUUCUACGCUGGCUACGCCGACAAGAUCCACGGUCAGACCAUGGAGCUCGGUCGCGACAUGCACGGCUACACCAAGCGGGAGCCCUACGGUGUCUGUGGACAGAUCAUUCCCUGGAACUUCCCCUUCCUUAUGUGGGCAUGGAAGGUCGCUCCCGCCCUCGCUACCGGCAACGUCAUCGUUCUCAAGUCGGCCGAGCAGACCCCUCUCUCGUGCGCCUACGGCGCCUCGCUGAUCAAGGAGGCUGGCUUCCCCCCUGGUGUGGCCAACUUUGUCACUGGUCUCGGCAAGACCACCGGUGUUGCCAUUGCCACGCACAUGAAGAUCCGCAAGGUCGCCUUCACCGGCAGCACCCUCGUCGGACGCCAGAUCAUGAAGAUGGCCGCCGAGAGCAACCUCAAGAAGGUUUCGCUCGAGCUCGGCGGCAAGUCGCCCCACAUCAUCUUUGCCGACGCCGACUUUGACAAGGCGGUCGAGACUGUUGCCAACGGCAUCUACUUCAACCAGGGCCAGGUGUGCGUUGCUGGCUCGCGCGCGUUUGUCGAGGCUCCCAUCUACGACAAGUUCCUCGAGGCUCUCAAGGCGCGCACCGCCCAGGUCAAGAGUGGUAACCCCUUCGACCCCACCACGUACCACGGUCCUCAGGUGUCGGCCAUCCAGUGCGAGCGCAUCAACGCGCUCAUCGAGGGCGGUGUCAAGGCCGGUGCCAAGGUCGUUGCCGGCGGCGGCAAGCACGAGCUCGGCGGCCUCUUCAUCUCGCCCACCGUCUUCUCCGAUGUCACCGGCACGUCGCCCCUCCAGAACGAGAUCUUUGGCCCUGUCCUGGUCAUCUCGCCGUUCAAGACCAUUGAGGAGGUCGUCGCCAUUGCCAACGACACCGAGUACGGCCUCGCUUCGGGCCUGCACACGUCGUCGAUCGACACUGCGCUCCGCAUGGCCGACGAGCUCGAGGCGGGCACUGUCUGGAUCAACCACUACGGCGGUGCCAGCCCCCAGCUUCCCUUCGGCGGCUACAAGCAGAGCGGUAUCGGUCGCGAGAACGGCGACGCGGUUAUCGGCGAGUACACCCAGAUCAAGACCGUGUCCAUUGCCCGUAACAACAACAAGAAGUAA
Molecule: messenger RNA, 1491 nt
Organism: Apiotrichum porosum
Lineage: Eukaryota; Fungi; Basidiomycota; Tremellomycetes; Trichosporonales; Trichosporonaceae
Product: aldehyde dehydrogenase (NAD(P)(+)) ald5
Exons: 3
Coding region: 1-1491 (496 amino acids)
Molecular function (GO): aldehyde dehydrogenase (NAD+) activity
Source: RefSeq, a predicted model, not a curated record